ACAGAUGGACCCUGCAAAUCAAUAUCAGAAAGUGAAACCAUACACCACAACUACUGUACAACAGGGGACAAGCAUGAGAAAAAUGUCUUAUGCAUCUGCUGUUGUGAUUGAUUCCUGUCAUGCUAAAACAGCCCCUGAACAUAUCAUCUGGAGCAGGAGAAGGGACCUCCUUUAAGUGGUGGAGCUGGCGCACAAGCAGCACUGUGGGGGAAUUCACAUGCUCUGAGCCGAGUCAGUGUGAAGAGAAUAGAAGGAGAAGGAAGAGAGUGCCCUUGAAUGGGCUUCAGCAGAGUCCGCUGCCUCCACAUUGCUACAAACAACACCCACGACGCCGGAAAUGAUAGAGAGCGAGGGAGAGAAGAAGAGAGGUGAUGUGUUCAAAAAGGACUGCAAUAUUAUUACAAGCAGCAGAGAAAGAAUCGGACGUGCUGGAAGCAGAUGAGUUUCCGAGCUAAGAGGAAACAUUAAGUGAAUUUAUAGCUGAAAAGGGACAAAAAUGCACCUCAGUAAUUUUUCCAGACAUUAAGUGCUCACCUGUUCAGAAAGAAGAGGCGACUGAGAAGAGCUGUGGCAAAAAAAUGCCUCACAACACAACAGAGAGUGAGAGGAAGGGAGGGGGUCUGGCGAUCACACUCUCCCCAACCAGAGACAAGGAUACAGCCACAGUCGAUACAGAGGACAAAGCUCUGGUCACCUAUUCCUCUCCAGGCAUCCUUGGAACGUGUGACUGGAAGGUGGAGAGUUCACGAUCAAAGGAGAGAAAAGGAGUGAGCGAAGAGAGGGGGAUAAAGACAAGCGAAGGUGGAGGUCAGAACGCAGCACAUGCUGGCAGGGUGUCUCAGACAGAGGAAGAAACUGAGACAUGUCCAUCCCACUGCAUCACAGCAUCACCAGGAGCAACACAAGACCAGAGUGACCUCAUCCAUCCUGUCACAGCCGGCACAGCCCCGUUUCCUCUGAGCAUCAUCAGGAUAAACGACUGCGACUCCGUCAGCCCAUCCCCUCCUCUUUCCUACAUAAACUCUACAAAGACAGAAGCACAGAGAGUGGAAAAGACUGAUCUGAAUCCGAGCCCAAAUGCAUCAGAAGCAGAACUGCCAGGCACUGAUAGAUCACUUCCACCAGCAGUUUCUUUAGAAAACGAAUGUCUCGCUGCGCAAGCCAGUGAUCAAGAGGUACAGAGCUCUUCACAGACUAGAACCACAAGCUGUGACACAUCCAUCAAAACAGAGACACAGCAACACAACCAAGAAACAGGUGAAGACACAUUUCAAUCAACUAAGCCACGAGUAAACAUGAAGGAGAUCGCCGCAAGUUGUACCAAAGAGGAAGAGCAUAUGUCUCCAAAAGGGAUGCAGAGCUCUUUUGAGGACCAAAAGGAUGCAACAUUGAAAUGCCAAAUGACUGAAUGUGCCUCUCUGCCCCCACUGAUGGUAUUUGAAAGUCUACAUCAUCCAGUAAAAGAGGCUAGCUUCAACUUUAAAGGUUUUCUCAGCAUCAGCAAACCAGCACUUCCUCUUCAGACAGAAUCAACUAUUGACCAGAGAAAUUCCUACCAGCAUGGAACAGAAAAUGCACCUACUGCCACCGAAGAAGGAGGUAAAGAGGAAAACAAUGGAAAUCAGAGAGGAAAAGUGGAAAUGACAUUUAAAGAGCCAAAGGACCGCAGGGAAAUGACCAGUACACCCCAAAUGCAUGGUGAGACUACUGUAAAACCUGGAGAAAAUGUUAAUGUAAUUAUAAGUAGCUGUAAAGACGAUGGAAAAGCGACAGAUGAAUCUCCUGAUGUCAGCAAGAGAAAUCCCGUUAUAUUUUCAUCACUGUCAGCUGCAGGUGAUGCCACCGGUGUUACUGAAGCUAAAGAUGUGGUUAAUGAAACUCUGGAAGAUACUGAAGUAAGUAAAAAGAAACAGGAACAUAAAGAAUGUAUGAAUGUUACUCGUAUCACUCCAAAUAAUACCGAUGAGUCAGCUUCCACUGAGAAUAAUAGUGUUUUACUACAGGAUGUUUCUCCACAAGUGCGUCAUAACAGCAGCCCUGCUGUGCAUGGUGAGUGGGCUGAUAUGCCUCUGUCUGAAGGAGUUGAACAAAGACAUACUGAAGUUAUACUUACCACCAAGGAAAAGCUGGAUGAAGAGACUGUUAAAUCAAGGGGGUGUGGUUUACCUGAAGCAGGUGAUAUAGAACUAACAUGUCCAGGUUAUUCAGAGAAUCUUGUGAAUGACAGUCGAGAGCAAAAGCCAGAAAAAAGCACAUGUGAAGUUGAGUCACAGGUAAAGACCAGCUCCAUGUCUCCAGCAGCUGCCACAGACAUAGACAGAAUGUGCCCUUGCAUUCAACCAGAUAAGAAAUUCAACAAAGAGCAGCCUACUACAACCUCAGAGAUGGUGUUUCUGUCCAAAGCAGUUGAGUGUGCAGACAUGCUGCCCUAUCAGACUGAAUCACAGUACAGUAAUGAACGGUUGAAAAAUGAUGCAGCAGAUGCUGGCGACACAACAGUCCCUUCUCUUCCUGCAGCGGAGACUACAGUACCAGCACAAAGGGAUCUUUCCUCAACGACCACACAAAGCACUAACAGUAAUGGCAGGGAUGUGUCUGUCAUUGUACUAAAGGCUCCUGCCCCAAUACUGAGUCACUGUGAGUUCAUGAAUGACUGUGAUAUUGCUGUAGCUGGACCCAGAGAAGAUUGCAGGGUGAAUUGUGUGUUUGAUUCUGACACAGAUAUUGUAAAGAAUAUUACAGACAAAACGAAUCAACAGUCAGAUGUGAAUAAAGAGAUGUUAAGAUCUCAAAAUGCAGAUGAUCCUCCCUAUCCUGUUGAAAUGCUUCAUUAUCAACCUGCUUUGACAAUUCAACAAAGUCAUGAUGAUGAAAUCAAAUGUGAUCCACUCCUGAUGAACUUGGAGGACAAUCUCGUUACACUUUUGACUGAGGAUCCUGUUCAACAUGUGUCUGUAGACAUUGUAAAACUGAAUAAAGAUGUAUCCAAAGGCUCGAGACAGAUAAUGGGAGGAGAGCAAAAUAGGGAGUGUGUGCAAAAAAAUGAGGUACACAAUGUAAAAUUAAUUGCAGAAAAGGACAGUAAAAAGAGAACAAAUAACUCUCAAGAACAGGAUGACGAGGCUGCUGCAAAAGAAAAAGCUGAUCAAACACAAGAAGAAAAUCAGACAUUAAUAAGUCUAUUCAAUCUAUCAGGAGAAGAAAAACUAUUAGAUGAAACCAUUCCUAGAGGAAGAUUGGAGUGUAGCCCUAAGCCUGAUCCUGGUUUAACCUCCAAAGUGAUUACAGAGGAGGCUUUGGGUUGUAGAGGGGCACUAACUGAAAAAUCUUUUCCAGUCGUUGAUCAGACCCUGCCUGCAGUGGUGAAUGCUUCACCUGAGAGAGACCUCACACAAGAUCCAAGAGGUUUGAGCCAGUCAGACUUGACAUUUUCACAGUCCCAAGAUCUCCAGCGGCAACAUAAGUUUGUGAGUGAGAAAGAGUAUAUUUUUCAUCCCUCUGAUUGUCAGAUCUCCACCACGACACCCUCUUUUUCUGCUUCUGUGCUCCAGAAAAGUAUUACAGAGGAAAAAGAGUUAAGUGUGGAUCAGGCCUCUAAAGAUGCCCAAGAACCUAACACUCCUAAAUCAACUCCCCAAUCUAAGACAGCCAGCUGGAGGAUGAAGCAGCUUAAUAGGCAUUUGUCAGAGCAAUUCCCAGAUGGUACCCAAAACACAGAGGAGCAGGAUACACAGUGUUCUGAACAGCAGCUCAUGCCGGUACAACAUGUAGGUACUUGUUUAGACACUGAAAACACAAUCAGUACUAUGAAAGAAGAAGACACAGUUUCAAAUGGCUUACAUCAGCGAGUAGGAAUUCAAGAAGAGAUAAGUAAACAGAUGGCAAAUGAGGAAAAGAACAAGGCCACUGAAAAGGAUCACACAGAAAUGUCCAAAGGGGGUGAACCUAAGUUUUCAGGGUCUGUAGAGAUAAAAAACAUCUACAAAGAAAACCGAAGCAAGUUGGAGGAGCAGUCUUUAUUUUCAAUAGUUGAUAACGUAGACCAGCAAAUUGAAGAAGUUUCUAAUGGGACACUGACAGAAAUGAAACCGGUGGUAUCAUUGUUGUACCCUAAGACCUCUGUCUGCUUAGUGACUGACCUCCAAGAUUCCCUCCAGUUCCCUCCUACAGUCAAUCAACAGUCUAGUCAGCAGCCCACUAAGUCUUUUAUCCAAACUUUACAUCAAAACACCACAAAUACAGUUAAAAGUAGCAGUGAGCAAAGUCCUGAUAUAGAAGAUAACUCUCCUGGAGACACAGAAUGCCUUCUAAUCAAUAAAGCAAUACAAAAAGAUGACAGUGAAGCUAUUGAAGAUGAAGUCAGAAAGGUGUCAAAAGCUGCAGUAGAACUAUCGCAGGUUAUCCACAGUUCAGACAGCCAAGUCCUCAGUGCAUUCUUUGAACCUGAGAGGCCAGAUACAGUCAACUCCUCCGAAGGUUCUGAUUGGCUCAGAGCUCUGAAGGAGGCAGCCUCCAUGUCUCAGAUCAUUCCAGAGCACAGUGAUGAGACUCCUUGUGAAUCUACAGAAAAAAGACUGUUUGAGACCCACAGUUUGCCUCAGGCUGAACUAGAAUUCCGAACCCCAACACAAGAAUAUUUUCUCCCUGCUCCUGAAGAGUGUUUCCCUCCUGCGCCUGAGGAGUGUUUUCCCCCAGCUCCUGAGCAGAGUUUUCCUCCUACUCCUGAGGAGAGUCUUCCCCCUACUCCUGAGGAGAGUUUUCCUCCUGCUCCUGAGGAGAGUCUUCCCCCGGCUCCUGAGAGUCUUCCCCUGGCACCUGAGGAGAGUUUUCCUCCUGCUCCAGAGGAGAGUCUUCCCCCGGCUCCUGAGGAGAGUUUUCCUCCUGCUCCUGAGGAGAGUCUUUCCCCGGCUCCUGAGGAGAGUUUUCCUCCUGCUCCUGAGGAUAGUUUCCCCCCGGCUCCUGAGGAGAGUUUUCCUCCUGCUCCUGAGGAGAGUCUUUCCCCGGCUCCUGAGGAGAGUUUUCCUCCUGCACCUGAGGAGAGUUUUCCUCCUGCUCCUGAGGAUAGUUUCCCCCCGGCUCCUGAGGAGAGCUUUCCUCCUGCACCUGAGGAUAGUUUUCCUCCUGCACCUGAGGAGAGUUUUACCCCUGUUACUAAGCAGCCAGAAGAACCACUAGACUGCAGGUCUCUUCUGGUAAAAGCUGCUGAGAGGAGUGAGCCUGUCCCCUCUCCCAUAUCACCCCUACCACAGCACAACACUGCUCCUGCCCUCCCUGCCCACCUGCUCCAGGACACAGUUGAGUUCCCCACACCGCCCCCUACCCCUCCGGACAGGGCUCCCCCUGAGCCUCAGACCCUUCCUCCUGCUCCUGCUGGUCUACUGGAGGCUUCCCCUGCUGCCCCUGCGCCUCCUCAAAUCCAACAGCUACAGCACUCUGAGCCUUCAGCAAGGAGCUCAGACUCAGACGGAGCGUUCGAAACCCCUGAGUCCACCACCCCUGUGAAGUCUGCUUCCCCACCAGUGUCCCCAACAGAGCCCCCCUGCACCAAAUCAGAGGCAUUGUCCCCAGAACACACAGCUUCCACUGCUGACAUCUCUGCCAGUGAAGCUGAAGAGCCAAAACAGCUUCAAACUCUCAGCCGCUCUCAAUCCAGAGCCUUUGAUGAGGACAAACCAAUAGCUGCUAGUGGCACCUAUAACCUAGAUUACUUAAUUGCUGAUGACCCCGUUCCAGAAUCAAAUUUUGGGUCUGGACCAUCAAGCAGAGCGCCUCUUACCCGCUCUCUAAGCCUACAGUCAGGUGAGUUAGAGAGCCCAGGAGACAAGCCCUCAGGAGGAACCUCCGAAAAACUCAUUCACACACAAGCAGAGUCCUUCAGCACAGGAACAGAAAGCGCUCCGGGAACACUUCGUAAAGUGAAGAAGCCCCGUUCAGGUUCCCUAAAGAAGAAACCUCUUUCCCGGCAGAACUCAAACCCAGAGCAUUCCUCUCCCAAAACGGUUUCCUCUAGCAACACACCAGAAGAGAAAAAGAGAGGAAAACUACACCCCGAAAGCCCCUUGCAAACUCAAGAGAGGCCUAGUUCCUCUCCCAGCCCUAGUCCUAGUGGUACCCUGCGGAGGAACAGGAUAAAGACUCGAGUUGAGAGUCCUCCACCUUUGCCUGAGGAGGUCACUACCAGUUCAAUAUCAAGUCCUGUACCUGAGGCUCCAAUUGUCCCUGACGAGGAGUCUCCUAUCCCUCCAACUGCCUCCUACAAAUGGGAUCCAGACAACUUUGAGAAUAUUGACCCAUUCUGUACAGGAGGCAGUAAAGUCGCCAACUCGCCGGUCUUGGGCAGGAAAGCCGACUUUACAUCAGUUUCAGACACCCCUGUUGCUGUAGAGGAGCCUUGUGCCUCUUCUCCUGCUAAAGAACAACCCAUUAACACUGAGGAACAGCCAAUCAGCACUGAGGAACAGCCAAUCACAAAGCGCCAAUCAGUCAGACUGGAGUUUGACUAUUCAGAGGACAGUGGAGAGGCACCUCGCAAUACUCCUCCUCCUAAAAUCCUAGGCAAGAAACCAGGGGCCAAGAUGCCCAUCCGAAAGCCCAAACUGGGGAUUAAGAAGGCCCCUCCACCGCAGACAGAGCAGCUAGACAAUGCACCUAUCCCUGCACUGACAAAUGAUAUGGAUGAUAUCCCAAUCCCCAAGGGGCUAUAUAACUUUGAUCCCAGCAAGUGGGAUGACCCUAACUUUAAUCCAUUUUCUUCAAGCACUGGUAUCCCCAACUCUCCUGGCCUGCCUAAAGGAUCUCACAGCUUUGGUCCUGACUCCUCUGAUGACUCAGCCGAUCCCUUCAAAUCAUCCAACAAGAUGGGAAACGUGCCUCCAAAAGCUGCCUCUUUUGACAAGUCCAACAAUGACAACGAGAAUGACAAUGAUAACAUUGUUGAGAUGGAGGACCACAACCAGAACAAACCUGCCAAGAACAAGAAGAAGCCUCUCAAAUCUAACACUUUUAGAGUGAAGAAAUCACCAAAGAGGACUCCGAUUACUGAGCCGUCUGCUCAAUGUUGUCCUGUGUGUUCUCCAAUCUCGCCCUCCACUUCACACACACAUAAUCACCUGCAGGAGCACUCACCUGACGCCAAUCCUGAGCCUUCACAAGAUCACGCCACAGAUGAGGAGAAACUGGCUUCCUCCACCAGUCAGAAAUGGACUAGACAUGACAUAGAGGUGGAGCUGACCUCUGACUCCCAAUACUUCCCACAGCCGACUGACUUUACAGCUUUUGUCAACGAGAACAGUUUACCCAUACAGAGUGAUGUUACAGAUUAUGAGAUUGAAUACAUGGAAAAGAUCGGUUCCUCCACACCUCCUCUCUCGGUGAAGAAACCAUCACUUUAUCUGAAGCUGGACUCUGUGCCAGACAGUCCAACAAAGACUUCCAACAAACAAGAUUCAGAGCCCAAUUCUCCCUGCACUGGGAGCUUCGAGGAGAUGGAGGCUCAGAUCUCGCAGGGGAAAUCACCUGUGCUGCCACCACGUGGUGCUCGUGACUCUAUGGCCUCAGAGAAGAGCAGAAAGAGGGACGGCCAGUCUCAGAAUCGAACACCGAGCAACCAUAGAGAUGGAGCGUCCCCAAUCCAGGGCCCCGUGGAUCCCUCAGAUCUGCCCCUCUUAGACAGGCUGUCUGAUUCACCUGCCCCUCUCAGCUACCUGGAACCUGAUCUGGCAGAGACCAACCCCACUGCCUUUGCUCAAAAACUGCAGCAGAGAGAAAUGGUCUCACCGGUGGACAGUGGGGUUUCGAAGAGCUCCCUCUAUUCACUAUCAGGAUACAUUGAAGGGGAAAGCCAUCAUUUGCCGUGUGACAUGGACCACUCUCUUGCCAUCGCCCGAGAAGAGAUUGUUAUAAAAGAGAAAGAAGCCAUGGAGUGGAAAAGAAAAUACGAAGAGAGUAGACGGGAGGUGGAGGAGAUGAGGAAGAUAGUUAUGGAAUAUGAGAAGACUAUUGCAGAGAUGAUUGCCAUGCCUGAGGGUGAACAGAGGGAGAAGACUCUGUCUCAUCACACUAUCCAACAGCUGAUUCAGGAAAAGGACCAGGCUUUAGCUGAUCUCAACUCUGUGGAGAAAUCUCUUGCUGACUUGUUCCGUCGCUAUGAGAAGAUGAAGGAUGUUUUGGAAGGCUUCCGCAAGAACGAGGAUGUGCUGAAGAAAUGUGCACAGGAGUACCUGUCUCGUGUACGUAAGGAGGAGCAGCGCUACCAGGCCUUGAAGAUCCAUGCUGAGGAGAAACUGGAUAAGGCGAAUGCUGAUAUCGCUCAGGUGAGAGGCAAAGCCAAGCAGGAGCAGGCAGUGUAUCAGGCGAGUCUGAGGAAAGAACAGAUGAAGGUGGACUCACUGGAGCGCACACUGGAACAAAAGAACAAAGAGAUUGUGGAACUGACCAAAAUUUGUGAUGAACUGAUUGCCAAAAUGGGAAAGAGCUAGCCGUCCAUUUGACAGAGCUCUGUCCAUACCACAAAGGGACACAAGAACAAUAACUGGACAAGAUGGAGGGACAAGUUAAAAGUGUUUGUUAUUGUUUUUUCCUAUUUCUAAUGGACAGAACAAUGAACUAACCAAACAAAGGGAAUUCACACUACUGAAGUCUUCACAUAAACUUGGAGUCUCUAGGACACACUAGUUUCUGGCUGUAAUUAUUUUCUCUUCAUUUCAAUGUGUUAAUGUACAGUACACCACCUUACCUUUGUUGAGGGCUUUGUGAAAGUACUCCCGGCCAUCAGUAGAGACUUUGUUUGAAUGUCUGUAUAGCACACACACACACACACACACACACACACACACACACACACACGCAGAGAGUAAGUGUUUAUAGUAAGUCUGAAGUUAUGAGUGCUGUUGCCAUGACAACCACUGAUGGAGCCGACUGUUAAAUUGAUUCCUGUGGUACCCUCUUUUUAACUUAAAAACAGAAAUGACCAGAGAGAAUAUAUAUAAUAUAAAACAGAUGAGUUAAUCAUUCAGUUGUUACAAAGUGGUAUUCAUUUUCAUAAAAAAAAUGCAUGUUGUAGGCCUUGCCAGUUUUGUAAAUAUGACAAUGACUUGAAAAUAGUAAGGGAACAUAAUUGCAGAUUUUGAUACUGUUAGUUUGAUCAGCUUCCUUAUGUAUCUUUGUAGAUACUUGUUGUUCAUUUGUUUUGCUGUCUUCUAGCAACACUGAUGUGUGCUUUUAUUUUUGGAUUUUAUUUUGAUAUAUAAACUUGUCACUGUCAGUGGUUCUGGGCUAAUUUAAUCUGAAUGGUUUUGUCUCCGUCCUGUUAUAGCUGAUUUUUUAGAUAAAAGAAACCCCAUCAGCUAUACAGGACAUGCUUACAAAGUGCAAUAAAAGAUGGCAAUACAA
Carassius auratus (goldfish) is the source of this 9390-nucleotide messenger RNA. RefSeq names its product titin homolog. Gene Ontology annotation, cellular component: cytoplasm. The record is from RefSeq and is a predicted model, not a curated record. Bases 579 to 8477 code for a protein of 2632 amino acids. The transcript is spliced from 19 exons. Lineage: Eukaryota; Metazoa; Chordata; Actinopteri; Cypriniformes; Cyprinidae. Gene Ontology annotation, biological process: mitotic spindle organization; cerebral cortex development; nuclear migration.